Messenger RNA from Trichoderma reesei QM6a, 1512 nucleotides. RefSeq lists its product as uncharacterized. Bases 1 to 1512 code for a protein of 503 amino acids. Gene Ontology annotation, cellular component: membrane. Gene Ontology annotation, biological process: transmembrane transport. Gene Ontology annotation, molecular function: transmembrane transporter activity. Lineage: Eukaryota; Fungi; Ascomycota; Sordariomycetes; Hypocreales; Hypocreaceae. The record is from RefSeq and is a predicted model, not a curated record. The transcript is spliced from 3 exons.
AUGGGGGAAGCAGUGGCAAACAACCAACAUGAAGCCUCGUCCGCCAAGGAUGAGGCCGUGGCGAUGGUGGGCGAAGUGCAGCAUACAAUCGAUCCUGUUGUCCUCGCAAGAGCAAUCAGGAAGAUUGACUGGUUCCUGAUGCCGGCAAUGAUAUGCGGAUAUGGCCUCGUCUACUACGACAAAGCCAUCCUGGGCUCAGCCGCCCUCUUCGGCAUGACAACCGACCUCCAUCUCAGCGUCGUCGACAGCUCAACCGUCCCUCCAACCGUCGACACGCGCCGCCUCAGCUGGGCCACGUCGCUCUUCUACUUCGGCAUGCUGGGCGGCCUGUACCCCAUGACCUUUGCCCUGCAGCGCUUCGACAUCGGCCGCAUCCUCGGCGCCGUCGUGAUCCUCUGGGCGACCAUCUGCAUGCUGACGGCGGCCGUCACCUCCUGGCAGGGCCUGUACGUGCAGCGCUUCUUCCUCGGCUUCGUCGAGAGCAUCAUCCCCACGGGCUUCAUGUGCAUCGUGUCCAGCUACUACACGCAGUCGGAGCAGUCGCUGCGCCAGAGCUGGUGGUUCAGCAGCACGGGCUUGUUCACCAUCAUCGGCGGCGCCCUCAACUACGGCUUCGCCCAGAUCACGGGAGGCGGGCUCAAGCGCUGGCAGUACAUCUACCUGCUCGCCGGAUCCCUGACGUUCCUCUUUGGCCUCUUUUGCUUUGCCCUGCCCAACUCGCCCGUGUCGGCCUGGUUCCUGACCAAGGAGGAGCGGUUUGCGGCCGUGGAAAGGCUCCGCCACGGACAGACUGGCGUGCGGUGCACCAAGCUCAAGGCCUCUCAGCUCAAGGAGGCCGUGCUGGACGUCAAAGUCUGGCUGAUCUUCCUGAUGAUGGCCUCUGCGUACACGGUCAACGGCGCGGUCAGCGGCUUCGGCCCCCUCAUCGUGUCGACCUUUGGCUGGGACAGCCUCCACUCGAUCCUCUUCCAGUUCCCCCUCGGCGGCCUCUGCUUCAUCGUCAUCCUGGCCACCGGCUACAUCGGCUCCAAGGUGAACAACGUCCGCAUCAUCAUGCUCGUCCUCACCUGUCUGCCCGUCAUCGCCGGCUGCGCCAUCAUCUGGAAGAGCACCUGGAGCUUCCACGCCGCCGCCCCCGUCGUUGGCUACUCCAUCACGGGCUUCUUUGGCGGCACCGUCAGUCUCAUCAUAACCGUAGGGAUGUCGAAUGUGGCGGGCCACACGAAGAAGAGCUUCAUGGCGGCGACAAUCUUCGUUGCCUACUGCGUUGGAAACAUUGUUGGCCCUCAGCUGGUUUGGUCACAGACGAAGAACCGACACUAUCCCGCCUUGUGGCUGGGCCUCAUCAUAUGCUACAUCAUUUGCAUUCUUUCAUCCAUCACGCUAUACUUUGUCCUCCGAGCCGAGAACAAGAAGAAGAUGGCCUUGCCGGAAGACGAGGCUGAGCGAUCAAAGCUUGCCUUCCAGGAUCUCACAGACAAAGAAAACCCCUACUUUCGUUACGUUUACUAA